This is a messenger RNA of Oppia nitens, 2271 nucleotides long. RefSeq names its product homeobox protein dve-1-like (gene dve). The transcript is spliced from 5 exons. Bases 108 to 2177 code for a protein of 689 amino acids. Gene Ontology annotation, molecular function: DNA-binding transcription factor activity, RNA polymerase II-specific; RNA polymerase II cis-regulatory region sequence-specific DNA binding. Lineage: Eukaryota; Metazoa; Arthropoda; Arachnida; Sarcoptiformes; Oppiidae. The record is from RefSeq and is a predicted model, not a curated record. Gene Ontology annotation, biological process: chromatin remodeling; regulation of transcription by RNA polymerase II.
CUCUGUUUCUCUCUUUCUGUUAGUGUUUGUAUUGAAAGAGUGGCUCACAUAGUGUUAUGAGUUAUUAGUAAUGUUGUUGUUGUGAUGUUAGUGUCACUCAACGAUCAAUGGAUUUCCAGUCAAUGAUGGAGACAUUUGCCGAGGCGUGGGUCGCGGCCAAUGUCCAGACGCCACUAACCGAAGCAGUCGAAAAUGUCGGCCGAAACAAUGCGGCCACAAUCAAGUCGUCGACCAAUUUGCCCGUUCACUGUCUGGUCGAAAGAGUAUCGUCGCCGGCAAACAAUGCCUCGACCACUACCACCACCAAUACGACUCUGACGGGAACAUCGGCCAGUUCGGCAUCGAUGGGUACAUUUGAUGUACUAACUGGACAUACAUCUGGCACUACCUCAUCGUCAAGUGUUGACUCUACGGCUUCAAGUUUGGCCAAUAGUUUGCCGGUUGUUGUCGAACAGGACACUUAUGCCAUAAUACCGUCGGCAGUGCCCUUUCACGAUCUGGUGCGGACAGCACUACUCAAACUCGGCUAUACAUCGGCUGAAAUAGUCGGCGCCAAAGGUGUGAUUCAGUUGAAGAACUGGAAGCCUUUAACCUUUGAUCAGAUCAGUGAUAAUAGUGAGGCAACUGUUGCUGACAUAUUGGGUGAUAUCUCAUCGGUGGCUACUCUUCGCAUCCGACUUUACAGGCCACGUAUGAACGCGGCUCAUGAGUUAAAGGACAAACUGCUUCAGCUAUUAUUGGCCCACUCUUACAGCCUACUGGCCAACUCUGGUUGUCCUAUUGAUCAGCAAAUGCUGAAUGGUUUGUGUAGACCAGGAAUGGAACAGGAGAUCAACGAUGAAACGAGAGGUCGUUUCGAUCAAUGGUAUUUGCAACAGGUGUUCAACCAUUACAGACAGGUAGCACUGGCCUCACAACCACAGCCCCAACACCAGCCAAAUACACGGCGACAGACAGUAUCACAUCCAUUACUAAUUGAUAUGAACCAAACAAAUGGUGAACAAUUGCACCAGAAUUUAGCGAUGAAUGGAUCGACACAUUCACCUGAUAAACACCCGGCCCUUAUGACAAUCUCUCCGCCAUCCACUCAAUCGCAUCAUAAUAUGGGAUCAGUCAGAACACGUAUACGAACCUCAUUUGAUCCAGAAUUAGAACUACCAAAACUUCAUCGAUGGUUCCAAGAGAAUAGACACCCAUCAAGAGCUCAGGUCAUGGAAUAUGUCAAAGAACUGAACUCAUUAGAGUCAAGAAAAGGUAGAAAACCAUUGGAUAUCAAUAAUGUUGUCUAUUGGUUCAAAAAUGCCAGAGCAGCUCAUAAAAGAGCCGAAUUGAAGUUUGUCGGCGACUCGACCGGUGUCGACGGACUGGUCAAUGACGGAAGUCCUGGAAAGACUGGCUCCGACAUCAGUGGCAAAUGUAUGGAUGAUUCCAAUAGAAAUGGUUCGGCAAUCGAUGAUUACUAUAGUAUGGAUGAAGACGGGGAUUCAUCACACGAGGCCACACAAACACUUGAUCUAUCAAUGAGAUCAUCUAAACGAAUGCGAUCUGAGAGUCCUACCGAUAAUGACGGCGAUUAUUUGAUUACCGCCAUUAAACACGAAGACGAUAUUCAUAGUAAUGAUAUGAAUAGUUGCAGCAAUAAUACUAUUACUAAUAUUAUUAUUAAUAAUAAUAAUAACGAUAUAAAUUCAGUCAUCAAAGUUGAACAAAUGGAUAGAAAUAAUGAUGGAUCCAGUGAUCUAAGCGAAGCUGAAGACAGUGACGAGGAAAGGGAGUACUUUGAUAAUUCCUAUCAAACAAAUAGUCAAAUAAAUAACAAUUUAACUAAUAAUAUGACAUCACUUCCCGAAUCGCCUGAUGGUCGACGCAUACGACGAAGUCGUACAUUCAUAGACCCAAUGUCUGAGGUGCCUCGUUUGGAGCACUGGUUCUCAAUCAACACCCAUCCCGCUCACAGUCAAAUAGUCCGCUACACUGAAGAACUAAAUAACUUAGCCUAUAGACGAAAGUUUCCAAAACUUGAGCCCAAAAACAUACAGUUCUGGUUUAAGAAUAGAAGAGCCAAAUUCAAGCGCAACCUAUCUAUGCCAACACCAACACAACACCCGACAACACCGCAUCACACCUCACCACAGUCAUCGGCACUAAAUAUUGAGCGUCUCAUUAAUGCACAUUAAAAUUAAUAAUAACACACACACUAACUGACUAUUAUAUUAUAUUAUGAAUUUAUCAUUAAUUAAUUGAUAAAUUAAUAAUUUUUAUAUAAACUAU